CGACCUAGCAGGGCUGUAGCGCAGCCAGGAGCCAGCUGUGCCGCCCACUCGAUGAUCCAUGCAGUCCUGAUCUUCAACAACAGCGGCAAGCCCCGCCUCAGCAAGUUCUACUCGCCCUCUUCGCCAAAGACCCGUGCCGCCAUCCUCCAGCGCAUCUACACUCUCGUCUCGGUCCGCGACGACUCGCAGUGCAACUUUGUCGAGCUCCCAGCCGGCUUCGGCUUUGGCGACCACGGCGAGAAGGACGACUCGGAGCAGGAGGACCUCCGCGUCAUCUACCGCCACUACGCGACCCUGUACUUUGCGUUCGUCGUCGACCAGAGCGAGUCGGAGCUCGGGAUCCUUGACCUCAUCCAGGUCUUUGUCGAGUCGCUCGACCGGUGCUUCGAGAACGUGUGCGAGCUCGACCUCAUCUUUCACUUUGACGAGGUCCACACCCUCCUCUCGUGCCUCAUCACCGGCGGCCUCGUCCUCGACACGUCGCUCGACAGCAUCCAGGCCACCUUCCGCGCCCAGUCGCAGGCCAAAAAGGCGUCGCAGGGCAGCGGGGUCUCGGCGGG
Rhodotorula graminis WP1 is the source of this 560-nucleotide messenger RNA. RefSeq lists its product as uncharacterized. NCBI's taxonomy places the organism in Eukaryota, Fungi, Basidiomycota, Microbotryomycetes, Sporidiobolales, Sporidiobolaceae. The record is from RefSeq and is a predicted model, not a curated record. The transcript is spliced from 5 exons. The annotation marks the transcript as partial. Gene Ontology annotation, cellular component: membrane coat; intracellular membrane-bounded organelle. Gene Ontology annotation, biological process: intracellular protein transport; vesicle-mediated transport.